Molecule: messenger RNA, 17710 nt
Organism: Gorilla gorilla gorilla (western lowland gorilla)
Lineage: Eukaryota; Metazoa; Chordata; Mammalia; Primates; Hominidae
Gene: CACNB2
Product: calcium voltage-gated channel auxiliary subunit beta 2
Exons: 13
Coding region: 11836-13653 (605 amino acids)
Biological process (GO): calcium ion transmembrane transport
Cellular component (GO): voltage-gated calcium channel complex
Molecular function (GO): voltage-gated calcium channel activity; protein binding
Source: RefSeq, a predicted model, not a curated record
CUCUUUGCAGCUUUGUUUUCAUUUUUCUACUCUCUGCUUAAGAAAAUCUCCUUGAAAAAUGUGUGUCCACCCACUGUAUCAAAUUGUUCACCUCGCUCUCUUUAUUGAACUCAUUUCAGACUCUUGACUCAGUCCCCCCAAUGACUUCACUUGAGAUGCUAUCAUCAGUGGCCUCUACCUGACCAGAUCUGAUGGUCAGUUCUCAGUCUUCAUCUUACUUGACCUCACCUCUAAUGGGCGAGAUGCUCCGGGAAUCAGUUUUCAGCUCCUCUUUCUUGGGAAAUUUCUCAAGGGAAUUUCACAAAAGCCUGUGGUUCUCAAGACCAUCUAUAUGCCACCUUCCUAGUUUAUUUCUCUACUCACACCUCCCUUCUGGACCCUGGGAUUAUAUAUGAAAUUGCCUACCUGACUGCUCCACAUCAAUGUCCUACAGACUUCUCAAAAUUAAUAUCCCUGCAAAAGUAUUUUUUGUUUUCUCCUCUGAUCCUGCUCCUCCCUAAAUAUUUUUCUUCUCAGGAAAUGGAGCAAUCAUGUGAAUGGUUGCUCAGCCCCGUCUCCCCCUUCCAGCUUCCAGCUGGACUCAUUCUUGGAUUCUUUCUCUCCAAUAAGACAUCAAUCUAUAGGUCAAUUCUGUCACACUGGACUUUGAAAUAUAUCCAGAAUCCUACCACUUCUCAAGAUGUCCUCGCACGAACACUUUAGACCAAGCCCUUCUCUCUUAUCUGAACUACUGCAAUAGUCUAAAAACUCAUCUCUGUUUCCUCAUUAGCUCUUGGCAGUCUCCACACAGCAGGCAGAAUACUACUUCUGAGAUAUAAAUCAAGCUAGGUGUCCUUUUCAAAGUCCUCCAAUGGCUUUCCUUCCAAUUAGAAGAAAAUGCAGUCCUUGUUGUAACUUGGUGAACCUAUAUGAUCUGGCCACUCAACGGGCUUCAUCCACAGGCAACUUCUUACUGUCCUUUCUGUGCGCAAAGUGUGUUCCUGCCUCAGGGCAUUUGCCUGGACUUUUCUUCUGCUGUGUUGUCUGACUCCUUCACUUUAUUCACUUUGUUCUGCUCAAAACUCAUCUUUCUAAGAGGUCAAGGAGGUCUGCCUAUUGUCAAUUUUAUCUCUCUCUUUUUUUUUUUUUUUGAAAGUUGUCCAUUCUAAAUGUAGAGGGUGCCUAAGCUAGCAAUGACUAUGGACGAAUGUCUUUUAUUUUUGGAAAAUUAAAUAUUUAAGAUUUAGGGUAUCUAGAUACUUACGACCACUGUACAGCCUAGUGGUAGAAUCAAGACCAUCGCAAAUUGAUUUUGAAUGAAACAAGUCCAUCUUUGGCUUCCUCCAUUUCCGUUUCCCCGUCUCUACUUUCUUAAGCCCUCAUCCAGUUAUCCAAUACGGUGCAGGUUUAUGCUCCAACUCCCUCCCAGGUCUGCUCUUACUCCUGAAGUGUCCAUGCACCAAAGCUACCUACAUCGUCUUCUCCCCAGUCUCUGGAACUUCUCAUUGGUAGUUAGGUGUUUGGAGGAAAAGCCAUUUGCUUUAACUACAGCUGCAAGCUGAGGUGGAUGGCCUUCCCUUAAGUGUCUUCAUCUUUUAUUACUUCCAGCUUUAUUGGUAAAUGAUAUGCAUCUGUGUUGAGUAGUCUUAAGGUCAUUGCCAUCAAAUAUUUAUCUGAAGCUCAUUGAUGAGAAACAAUACUCAGUGGGAUUGUUUAAUAGACACAGAAUCCAUUCACUGUCUAAAACUCCGGUUGGGAGCUAGAUUUUUACAGUUCAACAGAUCUGGGUUCAAAUCCUGUUUCUGCUGCAUAUGAAUUUCGUAGCCUUAAGCAAGUCUCUUGACUCUUUUUUUUUUUUUUCUUUUUUUGAGAUGGAGUCUCACUCUGUCGCCCAGGCUGGAAUGCGAUGGCGUGAUCUCAGCUCACUGCAACCUCCACCUCCUGGGUUCAAGUGAUUCUCCUGCCUCAGCCUCCUCCUGAGUAGCUGAGGUCACACACGCCUGCCACAACGCCCAGCCAAUUUUUGUAUUUUUAGUAGAGAUGGGGUUUCACCAUGUUGGCCAGGCUGGUCUUGAAUUCCUGACCCCAGGUGAUCCACCCACCUCGGCCUCCCAAAGUGCUGAGAUUACAAGCGUGGGCCACCAUGCCCAGCCUCAACUCUUAAGUCUGUUUCCUCAUUUGUAACCCACUGUAUUAGUCCGUUCUCAUACUGCUCUAAAGAACUACCUGAGACUGGGUAACUUAUGAAGAAAAGAGGUUUAAUUGACUCAGUUCCACAGGCUGUACAGGAGGCAUGGCUGAGAAGCCAUCAGGAAACUUAUAAUCAUGGCAGACAGGUGAAGGGGAAGCAACCACAUCUCACCAUGGUGGAAAAGGGGACAGACAGCGCGAAGAGGGAAGUGCUACAUGCUUUUAAACCAUCAGAUCUCGUGAGAACUCACUAUCACAAGAACUGCAAGGGGGAAAUCUGCCCCCAUGAUCCAGUCACCUCCCACCAAGUCCCUCCCCCAACACUGGGAGUUACAAUUCAACAUGAGACUUGAGUGGGGACACAGAGCCAAACCAUAUCACCCAGGGAUAAAGAGUAAUAGUCUUCAUAAUUGAUAUGAGGAUUAAAGGAAUAAUGCUCACUGGGUGCCUGUAUCAGUAAAUAAAUGCUAAUGUUUUUUGUCAUUGUUUUUAUUAUUAUUCUUGGGUCAAGCCAAAUCUCUAAGGAGUUAAUUAUCUUAUCUAACCUAUUCUCCUUUCUCUCUGCCCAGAUUAUUUUACUGAAUGUUGCUGUGGUAGGAAACCUUUAGCUUCCCCUGACCCUCAGUCUAAAGCAGCUUUUCAGAACCCACUGGGGCAUUUACCGGAAGGAAUGCUGUUCCUAAGUUUACACAAUGUUCCUUUUUAUGGGGCCUCCAGGAGAAAUCGGUGUCUGGUGUUAGUGCCAAACAGAGUCGUUCUUUUGAGCAUUUGGUUUAUUUUAAGCUUAUGGAUGGUAAAUUACAUAACCGACCGAGUUUCCCUUUUUGAGUUGGCUGCUCGAAAGCUUACAGCCAGAUCUAUGGCUCAUAGUAAGAAGUACUUCCAUUAUUAUGGGAUGCAUUUCGAGCCUUGUUUCUGCAUUUUGUAUUGCCAUCUUUGCUUUGCUUUUUUUCUUUUAAUCCCUCUUUAAUGUUAUUUAAGUGUCGUUUUAAAAUUUAUCCUUGUAAAUUGCCUUAAAUUAUUUCUGAAACAAGGUGAGGAAUAGAUAGAUACAUAGCUGUAGGUAGAUGAAAUAUGGUUUUAAAUAAUUUGUCAUAGUGCUUAUAUUUAAGGGAGGUUUAAUUUUGAUAAGAAGAUACUUGUGGCAUAAAAUGAAUUUUCCAAUUGGUAAAAUUUCAGACUUUGCAAGAAAGCGGAAGGAAAAAGUAUAAGGUGGGAAUGUUUUUGCAGAAAGGUGAUUUGGGAAACUGCUGGAAGGGGAACCUCUGAAAGGUAGGCAGGUAGGCAGAUGAUGGCUAGGGUGGAAAAGUGCCUGUUGCAUGACUGGAUUGGUUAAUUAACCAUUAUGUGAUCCUCCAAGAUCAGCUUAUAAAAUUAAUUUUCACCUUUCAAAGAGAAGGUAGGAAGAGGUUUAAAGCCAUGGGCUCAGGAGUCAAACAUCUGGAUAGAAGUUCUAACUCUGCCAUUGCCUUGAGCAACUUACUUGACUUUACAGUGCCUCAAUCUCUUCGUUUAUGAAAUGGAGAUGAAGGGCUCAUGGAGUUGUCAUGAGAAUCAGAGGAUGAGCUAGUGACGUGUUUAGAAUAGUGACUGGAACUUAGCAGGAGUCAGUGAAACUCUUUGUACCUCUUUGCUUGAGUCCCUGGGUUUUUAAAAAGUUGCAAACAGUCCAUUUUUUAAAUGGAUUGCAUAGUAAGGUAAGUCAGAUACUGGUGGGGCUGAGUACAUAGCAAUAUUUAUGACAAGUAUGAAUUUUCAUAAAAAUAUAUGCAGUUUAUUAGUUACAUCAUAGAAUUCUAAAAUCUAUCAGGAGUAUUUUAUGGCAACUUCAGAGAAAAGGUAUGCUUCUCUUUCGUGGUCUUUCCAAACAAAGAGGAAAUCAAAAUUGCUGCUGGGAAAUAUUUUAUCCUGUUAUCAUCCUAGAUUUGUUCAUGAAAUGUUACACUAUGAAUAGCCUUUCUUGUCUUUUGCCACCAAAAAGCUACCAUUUUCUUUCUUAUAUACAUGUUGCAUUUUCUUAGAUCUACAAUGAAUGAAAUGAACUGGUCAAAUGGAUUCUCUGAGAGUGUGGAAAAUUUAAGACAUGAAUAUGCCUCGCCUUUUCCCCUCUCCUUUCUCACUUCCUCCACUCCCUGUAAUAAAGAGAAUUUUACUUUUCUCUACUCAGUGCUUCUCCUUCCAUCCCCAUGUAAUAAUGUUCUAUCAUUGCCCCCGACUCUGGAGCAUGAAAUCUGAAGUUUGGACGCGAAGAAAAUUGGCUGAAGAUACAAAAUAAAAGGAAUCAGGUUUUUGUUUCCUGGCUCUUCUUGUUUAGAAUCUGAAUGAUGGGUACAAUAGGGCAAAUGUAAAGAAAAUUUUUAAAAGCACAGAAACUAAGCAAAUUUACAUCAUACGAAGCUGAGGGAUAUAGGUUGGGGAAGAGAGAGUCAGGAACUCUGUACGUGAGAGAGUCCAUUUUUGAUGUUUUUGUUUGUGCUAGAAAGUAUAGGUCCUCAAAUGGCUUUGGUUAUGAGAGAAUCAGGGAGGAAAGGAAAAAGGAUGUUUGAGAAGUGUUGCUGUGGAUUAUAGGAUCCUGUGUUACAUUCUUUGAGCUACGCAAUUAAAAAUUGGCAUUUGAUUUUCAAGUUUUUGUUGCUACAUUGUAUUCCUUUAAGUAUGACUGGGCUAUCAGAGAACUGGGAUUUAUUAGGGUUACACAAUCUUGUUCUCACAAUCUUGAAUGUAGCAAGUGCAGUCUACCUCAUUAACACAAAAUAUGUUUUAAAUUUAUCAUUGAGGUUUAGUGUGCAUUCCAUGAUUAUUAGUAAUUUCAAAAGUAUGACUUUUUCUCUAAUUUCAUUGCUUUUACUUAUCUUAUUUACUUCUCCUGCUAUCUGCGUAUAGGUGGUAAACAAACAAAUGUUGCCACUCUCAUUACUGAGAAAAAAAAAUGAUUGAUUGUUGGUCUGAAAAACAAAACAAAAACCAAAAAAAAUCCCGUGCAUCAAAAGACAACCCAGACACUUUGGUGAGAAAUAAAGGAAAAUUAGAGAAAGGUUUUCAGUUCUGUAGAAGCUGGAAUGAAAUAGAGUGUGCAUUUUGGUGGCUAAAGAAGUGGAGUUCAGUGGAAGCUGCAAGCAGCCGGAUAGAGAUUUUGUUCAGGACCCUAAGGAGAGAAAUGAGGACUGGACCAAGAAAUAGAAGCACACUGGCACCGACAUGAAAAUAAAGGUUCAUCACAGAUUACUGAAGACUGAACUUCAGAAAUGCAUAGAAAUGUUCAGGAAUGAGAGAACACGGGAACGUGUAUGUAUUACAUUGGGUUUCAUUUUCUGUUUUCUGUACUUGCACUUACCUACUUGAAUUCCCCAAUAUCUAAUAGAUUCAUUCAUUUUCCUUAUCUCCCGUCUUCAGCUCCUUAGCAUGAGAGCAUCAUCUUUUGCUUGGAUAAAAGUACUUCCUAGCUGGUCUCCCUGGCUUCUCUCUAGCCGUCUUCCAAUCUGUCUUCAACUGUACUGCCAAAGUGGAUUUUAAAUGGCACAAAUCUGAUCAUGCCUCUUGAGGGAAAGAAAUCCCACUGCUCUUAGUAGAAAGAGAAAAGAUCCCCAGCAUGGCCCUCAUGAUCUUGCCUGAUAAUCACCUGCCUCACUAACCUCAUCUUCUCCUCUCUCUCUUACUUUAUUCUCCAACUGCUUAAGCUGGGCCUUCUCCCUUCUACCACAUAGAGCUUCCCUCUCCCUGCCUUUCUCCCCUGCAUUUAGUUAACUCCUUCCCACCCUUCAGCCUCAGCUCAGGUAGCAGUGCCCCAGAGACACCUUUUCUGACCCUUCUGAUUCUCGAAGAUGUCAACCCACUCUACAUUCUCAUAGUAUUCUGUACAUUCAUGCAAAGAUCUUAUUAGCUUGUAAUUCUAUGCUUAUGUGAUUAUUUCAUUCAAAUUGCCUUGCCCCCUGGAUUUUAAGCUCCUUGAAGGCAAGGACAUUAGUUGUUUUACUUGUCGUUUUCCUACUGGUGCCCAGCAGAGACACGCACUUGAUGAGCAGCACUCAGUUGAUACUGUUGACUGAAUGGAUGAAUAGAGACAGUUGGUCCUUUUUUUGUUUUUACUGAAAUUAGCAAGAGUUUUUGGUCAACUUAAGGACCCUAGGCUCUUCAUGGUUGCAGGCGUACUGUGAAGGGAGAGUCUAAUGGGUAUUUAAGCAGGUGUCUGUCAGAGGACGGACCCAUCUUUCCUAAAAUCACAGCCACAGAAAAGCCAGAAGCACUUAAGCAGAGACAAUUCUGACAAAAAAAACCUUCAGUUCUGCUACAGAAGGCUUCUUUAGGUCUUUCAUUUCUUAUUAUGAAAGAGUUCUCUUCUUGAAGGAAGCACUUCAUCUGAUGUUUAACUCUGACUGUGUUCUUGCCACUCCUAACUAAUAGUAACAUAUAAAGUGAAUAGUAAAGAAACAUUAAUCCUCAUACUUUCAAAAGACUGGCCAGGAAUAAAUCCCUUGGAUUAAAAAACAUAUAUCUUCCAUCGAUAUUAUCUACAUUUACCUUUGAUUACCUUUAAUUUGUUGAUUUUUGUCAUUGAGCCUCUUCUUAACACUUUUCAAUAUUUUGGUUUUAAGAUAUCUCGUAUUAUAACAAAAUAGCUAAUUUAGCAAUUCAUUAGGUUUGUAAUUUAGCUACAUGAGCCAAGCAGCUAGUUUUUAUUGACUUUAUUUGAUUAUUUAGUAAAUGAACGGUUAUCACAGACAAGUAUACAAGCUCAAAAGCUUUCAAUUUCUUGCUGAAGUUGAACUAUUGACCAGGUUAUUUUUAGACUCAACAGUCUGGAAUUUUUUUUCUGCUUCUUAAUAAAACAACAGAUAUUUUCACAUUUAAAAGUUUCAGUAAUUCUGUAUGUACUACCAGUUCAAUUCUAAACUCUUUGCUGUGUCUAAACUCUUUUGCUGGGACCCAGGUAGUCCCAGCCUGAGUUCCUGAUUCUUGUCUCCAUUCUUGCCUUUUCUUUUUUCCCUCUUCCACUCCCCCGCCUCCUCCACAGGCUUGGAUCUGUGAAUUCAUCAUUCAUUCCAGAAACACUUUGAGGUGCUUUUAAAAUCCAUGUUUAGGCGGGGCAUGGUGGCUCAGGCCUCUAAUCCCAGCACUUUGAGAGGCCAAGGUGGGUAGAUUGCACGAGCUCAGGAGUUCAAGACCAGCCUGGGCAACAUGGCAAAACCCCAUCUCUACAAAACAAUACAAAAAUUAGCUGCGCAUGUUGGCACAUACCUGUAGUCCCAACUACUACUUGGGAGGCUGAGGUGGGAGGAUCACUGUGAGCCUAGGAGGUUGAGGCUACAGUGAGCUGAGACUGCACCACUGCACUCCAGCCUGGGUAACAGACACAGACCCUGUCUCAAAAAUUAAUAAUAAUAAUAAUAGUAAUAAUAGUACAAGUUUAGCAUCUAUAAUUGGAAUCAGAGCAAAAGUGCCAAUAUAGGAGUUAAUGUCUCUUUCUUGGUGUAGUCCAAACGUAAACACUAUUGGGCCAAUAUGGCAGCUCCCCUGUCCUAGGGACUUGGGUCUGUCUUGUUGCUCUCUUCUCCUGAAUGUGCAGCUUUCUUCUCAUUAUAAAUGGCUGUCCCAGCUCUCAGCAGUGACACAUGACUUGGGUAUUGGCACAUGCCAUUUCUGCAUCUGCCCAUUGACCAGAAUCUAGUCCCGUGGCCAUCCAAGUUGCAGGAGAAGCUGGGACAUUCAUCUUAGCCCAGCAGCCGAUGUCUAUCUCUAUUACUGUAAAUGAAGUAAAGAAUGGAUCAGGAGGGGACAACUAUGAAUCUUCAUGAUACCUACUAUGUUUCAGUCACUGUGCUAAGUGCUAGGGAUAUAGAGAUAAGUAAAGACUGAAUCUGGGGGAGAACUGAGUUUAGAAUGAGGACUUGGGGUAGAUCCCUGUUGUCUGAAGAUACCCUUCUUCGUAUACACUAUAGAAACACAAUUUGUUCUGUGUAUAUUCUGUAUGUAAUCUUCUGUGCUUUUGCAUCUUCUGCCCAUUGCCUGGGAUCCUUUCUCCCUCGCACUUUCCACUGAAUGCAAUUCUGUCCAUUCUGCAAGGCUAGCCCAAGUGUCCUCAUCUUUGUGAAGGCUCUAUUUUUCCUUCCAGGGAUAGUUAGGAGUUUUUCCUUGGCGUUCCCAUUGCUCUGAAACACUGCGUUCUCUUUCCUCUGUUUUUUGAGAUGGAGUCUCCGUCUGUCACCCAGGCUGGAGUGCAGUGGCAUGAUCUCGGCUCACUGCAACCUCUGCCUCUUAGGUUCAAGCAAUUCUCCUUCCUCAGCCUCCCGAGUAGCUGGGAUUACAGACAUGUGCCACCCUGCCCAGCAGAUUUUUGUAUUUUUAGUAGAGACAAGGUUUCGUCAUGUUGGUCAGGCUGGUCUCAAACUUCUGACCUCAGGUGAUCUGCCCACCUGGGCCUCCCAAAGUGCUGGGAUUAUAGGCGUGAGCCACCGCCCCCAGCCUCCUCAGUUCUUAUACGUGCCUAGAGGAAUACAUGGAUUGUAUUUUAUUCAUUUCAUAUCCCCAGCACCUUAGCACAGCACUGAGCAAACAGAAGGUGCUCUAUAAAUGUUUGCCGAAUCAAAUUAGUUAGUGCUUGGAAUCCUUUUGUGGAUUCUUGAAUGACAAGGUGGGUGGAAUAUCUAAUGAAUGGGGGAAUCUCUCUUAUAUUGUGUAUAAAAAUAUCAUAGUUAAUAAAAAGUUAAGUGAAUUCCAAAUCAAAUUCAGAAUCAUAGAAGGGGUAGAUCAUUUCCCCAGUGUUUUCAUCUUAUUCUAACUUUAAGCUAAAUUUUUAUUCUUUAUUCAGUUAUUCCAGUAAAAAUGUGGUGAUAGAGGUGAUGAAAGGGCCUUAAGAAAAAACUUGAGGCCGGGCAUGGUGGGUCACGCCUGUAAUCCCAGCACUUUUGGAGGCCGAGGCGGGAGGAUCACGAGGACUGGAGUUCAAGACCAGACCUCCCACCGUGGUGAAACCCCAUCUCUACUAAAAAUACAAAAAUUUAGCCAGGCUGGUAGCGGGCACCUGUAAUCCCAGCUACUCAGGAGUCUGAGGAAGAAGAAUCACUUGAACCCAGGAGGCAGAGGUUGCAGUGAGCUGAGAUCAUGCCACUGCACUCCAGCCUGGGUGACAAGAGCGAAACUCUGUGUCAAAAACAAACAAACAAGCAAACAAAAAACAAAAAAAAACUUGAAUUUUAAUUAUGUGUUCUUUUAUAUUACUCAGUGUUCCUUUCACUGGAGUUUCUUUAAAAAAUCAAAUUGAAGUCCUACCUACUAGGAAUAUAUCAUGUAUGGUUCAGAAAAUUGUGAGGGAUUUUUUUUUUUCCAGGAUGUACUUCAAGAGCCAAUUUACAGUGUAAUUCAGAAAUUUGGUUUUACUCUAGGUUUCUGAUUUAAUCACUAAAGUGUCCUUAUUUUCUGUCUGUAGACUAUGUUAUUUUCCUUUUGGACCUUCAAAUCCCCAAAGGUUUAACUAGUAUAUGAUAGGACCAUAGAAUUUUCACAGACUAUGUAGAUUAUAUAAGUUUCAGGGUUUAAAUUAUGCUAUUGCUUAUAUUACUGAUAAACAAAACAUGGAAUCAUUUUGGGACCCAGUUUGUCAGUCAAAUAAGGAGAUUAAGGCAGAAUUUUUUUUUCACCUCUAUCAACCUCUUAGACUAUUAGUAAUAAUAUAAAAGUGUUGCUUUAAAUCAUAGACUUUAAAGGCCAGGCAUGGUGACUCACACUUGUAAUCCUAGCACUUUGGGAGUCUGGGGCAGGAGAAUGGCCUGGAGCCAGGAGUUUGAGACCAGCCUGGGCAACAAAGUGAGACCCCUGUCUCUACAAAAAAAUUUUAAAAAUUAGGCUGGGCACUGUGGCUCAGUGUAAUCUCAACACUUUGAGAGGCCAAGGUGGGCAGAUCACUUGAGUCCAAGAGUUCAAGACCAGCCUGGCCAACAUGGUGAAACUCCAUCUCUACUAAAAAAAAAAAAAAAAAAAAAGUACAAAAAGUAGCCAGGUGUGGUGGUGCACACCUGUAGUCCCAGCUACUCAGGAGGCUGAGGCAGGAGAAUUGCUUGAACCCUGGAGGUGGAGGUUGCAGUGAGCCAAGGUUGUGCCACUGCACUCCAGUCUGGGUGACAGAGUGAGACUCUGUCUCAAAAAAAAAAAAAAAUUUAAGCAGGUGUGGUGGCAUGCACCUCCAAUUCUAGCUACUUGGGAGUCUGAGGUGGGAGGACUGCCUGAGCAAGGCAAUCAAGAGUUCAAGACUGCAGUGAGCCAUGAUUGCACCACUGCACUUCAGCUUGGGCAGUAGAGUAAGACCCUAUCUCAAAAAAGCCUUGAGAAAAUACUGGUAAAGUGUUGAGAAUUAAUUAUCUUUUAUUUUUCCAGGAACCUAAAGGAUGUAGUGGUGGUUAAUCUGUGACAUGAAAUCAUUAACAUACCUUCUUAGGUCUCAACAGAAUAUGGAAUGACUUGGGCAUGGGUGCAAAUUUGGAUCAAUAUCUAUGACACACUAAAGAUAUUGCAUAUUAGAAUGCCUGAUAUCAUACCAAUGAACAGCUGAAUCUCCACAUGUCUUAAUGAUUCAUCUUUUUAGGUCUGACAUGUACAAGGUCUUUAGGGAGAAUAUUAGGAUCAGCUCAGUCCCUGAAAACUGGGUCUUUAGGGAAAGAUCUAAAUAAUAGCUUACAAAGAAUAUUGACUUGGGAGCUCUCACACUUGGAAGGCAGCCUUAUGUAGUUUAUUAUAUCUAAAUCAUAGGUGGUAUGAGAUCUAAUGAAUUAAUGAGGUCUGAGUCGGAUCAAAUUCGCCUUCCAGAGUUGUGUUUAUUUAACAUGCUUUAACCCAGAAAAUGAACAUUUGCCAGUGAGCACCAAACAACUGUGCGCCGCAGUGCUUGAGCGAGUCAGGUCCUGAGGCCACUCUGGCGAUCCUCCUUACAAUUCAUGUGAAAUACCUACUGCAGGACAAAGCAUCUGACGGUUUGGAGGAUGUUUCUGUAGUCCUAGGAAUCCACAGUGAAUUCGAGUCUAGACUCAGUCAUUUUUCAGGGUCAGGGGAGGAGGGAGAAGUAGCAAAUCAGAUAUGCCCAAAACGUUACAGAGGUAACAGUGAAUCCAGGAUGCUGCUGUCAGCCUGUGCAUUGUGAAGAAGGCAAUCAUAGGCGAGCAGCCGCGGGAGCAGGAACAGCAGCGUGCUAAGAAGCAGUCACAUAAACAGCAGCAGGAGUAGGCCUCCUGCUUUUCAAAAGCAGAGUACUGCAGGGUCGCGAAAUGCAAGACACUCAGAUGUUUGAAAAUCUCCCGAGUUGAGAAUGGCUACUGUAAAAGCGUCACCAAGAAACUCUGAUGAUCUGGACAGUCCUAACUCUGUGUUAGCAAUACUUACUUCCGGAAAAUUAAUGCUACUUCUUGUAGAUUUUUGCAAAUAGGAAACCCCCUUGAAGAAGAUCUCAAAUUACGCCCCCCACCCCCAAAAAAAGACAAACAGGGGAGAACAAAGUUUUGGCAUGCCUGCAGGAACGGUGGCUUUUUUAGAAACUACCUAGGAGGCAGAAGCUAAGUGAUUUGCUCAUGCCUCUUACCUGGGAGUAGAAGGUGGGAAGAAAUGGACCGAGGCUGUGACGAGAAGACAAGGCACAGUGCAGCUUGGUGAAGCCACACGCUGACUGCGUUCUGCCCCCUCUUCAUGCAGUGCUGCGGGCUGGUGCAUCGCCGGCGAGUACGGGUGUCCUAUGGUUCGGCAGACUCCUACACUAGCCGUCCAUCCGAUUCCGAUGUAUCUCUGGAGGAGGACCGGGAGGCAGUGCGCAGAGAAGCGGAGCGGCAGGCCCAGGCACAGUUGGAAAAAGCAAAGACAAAGCCCGUUGCAUUUGCGGUUCGGACAAAUGUCAGCUACAGUGCGGCCCAUGAAGAUGAUGUUCCAGUGCCUGGCAUGGCCAUCUCAUUCGAAGCAAAAGAUUUUCUGCAUGUUAAGGAAAAAUUUAACAAUGACUGGUGGAUAGGGCGACUGGUAAAAGAAGGCUGUGAAAUCGGAUUCAUUCCAAGCCCAGUCAAACUAGAAAACAUGAGGCUGCAGCAUGAACAGAGAGCCAAGCAAGGGAAAUUCUACUCCAGUAAAUCGGGAGGAAAUUCAUCAUCCAGUUUGGGUGACAUAGUACCUAGUUCCAGAAAAUCAACACCUCCAUCAUCUGCUAUAGACAUAGAUGCUACUGGCUUAGAUGCAGAAGAAAAUGAUAUUCCAGCAAACCACCGCUCCCCUAAACCCAGUGCAAACAGUGUAACGUCACCCCACUCCAAAGAGAAAAGAAUGCCCUUCUUUAAGAAGACGGAGCACACUCCUCCGUACGAUGUGGUACCUUCCAUGCGACCAGUGGUCCUAGUGGGCCCUUCUCUGAAGGGCUACGAGGUCACAGAUAUGAUGCAAAAAGCGCUGUUUGAUUUUUUAAAACACAGAUUUGAAGGGCGGAUAUCCAUCACAAGGGUCACCGCUGACAUCUCGCUUGCCAAACGCUCGGUAUUAAACAAUCCCAGUAAGCACGCAAUAAUAGAAAGAUCCAACACAAGGUCAAGCUUAGCGGAAGUUCAGAGUGAAAUCGAAAGGAUUUUUGAACUUGCAAGAACAUUGCAGUUGGUGGUCCUUGAUGCGGAUACAAUUAAUCAUCCAGCUCAACUCAGUAAAACCUCCUUGGCCCCUAUUAUAGUAUAUGUAAAGAUUUCUUCUCCUAAGGUUUUACAAAGGUUAAUAAAAUCUCGAGGGAAAUCUCAAGCUAAACACCUCAACGUCCAGAUGGUAGCAGCUGAUAAACUGGCUCAGUGUCCUCCAGAGCUGUUCGAUGUGAUCUUGGAUGAGAACCAGCUUGAGGAUGCCUGUGAGCACCUUGCCGACUAUCUGGAGGCCUACUGGAAGGCCACCCAUCCUCCCAGCAGCAGCCUCCCCAACCCUCUCCUUAGCCGCACAUUAGCCACUUCAAGUCUGCCUCUUAGCCCCACCCUAGCCUCUAAUUCACAGGGUUCUCAAGGUGAUCAGAGGACUGAUCGCUCCGCUCCUAUCCGUUCUGCUUCCCAAGCUGAAGAAGAACCUAGUGUGGAACCAGUCAAGAAAUCCCAGCACCGCUCUUCCUCCUCAGCCCCACACCACAACCAUCGCAGUGGGACAAGUCGCGGCCUCUCCAGGCAGGAGACAUUUGACUCGGAAACCCAGGAGAGUCGAGACUCUGCCUACGUAGAGCCAAAGGAAGAUUAUUCCCAUGACCACGUGGACCACUAUGCCUCACACCGUGACCACAACCACAGAGACGAGACCCACGGGAGCAGUGACCACAGACACAGGGAGUCCCGGCACCGUUCCCGGGACGUGGAUCGAGAGCAGGACCACAACGAGUGCAACAAGCAGCGCAGCCGUCAUAAAUCCAAGGAUCGCUACUGUGAAAAGGAUGGAGAAGUGAUAUCAAAAAAACGGAAUGAGGCUGGGGAGUGGAACAGGGAUGUUUACAUCCGCCAAUGACUUUUGCCCUUUUGUGUGUGUUUUUUUUUUUUUGAAGUCUUGUAUAACAGCAUCCCCAAAACAAAGUCUUUGGGGUCUACACUGCAAUCAUAUGUGAUCUGUCUUGUAAUAUUUUGUAUUGCUGUUGCUUGAAUAGCAAUAGCAUGGAUAGAGUAUUAAGAUACUUUUUCUUUUGUAAGUGCUACAUAAAUUGGCCUGGUAUGGCUGCAGUCCUCCGGUUGCAUACUGGACUCUUCAAAAACUGUUUUGGGUAGCUGCCACUUGAACAAAAUCUGUUGCCACCCGGGUGAUGUUAGUGUUUUAAGAAAUGUAGUUGAUGUAUCCAACAAGCCAGAAUCAGCACAGAUAAGUGGAAUUUCUUGUUUCUCCAGAUUUUUAAUACGCAGGCACCUGAUUUGCAUAUUCAUUCAUGGACCACUGUUUCUUGCUUGUACCUCUGGCUGACUAAAUUUGGGGACAGAUUCAGUCUUGCCUUACACAAAGGGGAUCAUAAAGUUAGAAUCUAUUUUCUAUGUACUAGUACUGUGUACUGUAUAGACAGUUUGUAAAUGUUAUUUCUGCAAACACCUUCUUAUUAUAUAUAAUAUAUAUAUAUCAGUUUGAUCACACUAUUUUAGAGUCUUAAUGCCAAGUCAGCAGAUAUGCUUUAUGAAUUACAGGGACUAGAAAUGCCCACAUUCAGGAAAUUUGUAAUAACAUUGUCUAGACACCUAUCCUCAUUCUAGUAGAAAGUGUGUACAUACUGUAAAUAUGUGUGAUUGCUUGACUUGAAAAGGUUUGAAUUCUGAAUGUUAUACCAUCCUUGUAAGUUUGUAAUUUCCACCAUAAAUUAUGGUAAAUAUAAAACUCCAGAGGUUGUUCUACUCCAUACAGUUCACACUGAUUGUGACACAUUCUUAGUAGCUAGUGUCUGUUCUAGUCACUGCACUGGAGUCUACGAGCCGGAACUCGCUAUAUGCACGUGUGUGUGUCCGUAUGUAAGAAAGAGUGUGCAUCGAGUGACUGAAUGGUUGAGAUGAAUUGGAAUGCUGAAGACUAAUGAAGAAACUAGAGACUGAUAUCGAGCAUUCUGCCCACCUGGCUCUGUAUUUAAUUGUGCUAUAUGUUGCUUUAAUAACCCAUUGAGCAGUCAGUCAGGGAAUGUGAGUAAGCUUGCUGCCAAAGGUAACUAGGAAAGCAUUCAUCUGCUGCCUCCUUGUUUUUGCUCCUAGAGAGUGAAAAUACAGGCAAUUUUACUGUGAGUGUUUCACUGGAAAUGUACAAUCUUUCUGUGUUAGAGUAUUUGUUUUAGUAAGAAAUGUUUACACAGCUUGUGGAAUUAUUUCGUGGGAAAAUAAAUUUUUAUAACUUCUCCCACUUCAUUUUCUAACCUUGCCUAUUGUUCCUGUUGUUUACCUCCCAGUUACCUACCAUUCCUCCCCACCACCGACUCCAGCAGGUUCACUGUCUGUCAGAACCCAGAAGUGCUUCUUAUAACCAAAGUUUCUGUUCUUCAGAAGAAAUCAGGGCAAAAUGGGGUGACUUGAAGUGAAUAAAAUGUUAAGAAUAUUAUCCUACAUAAGACAUGUACACAGAAGGGGAACCUUGAAGACAUUAUCUCCAUGCCUCAAUUACACUGCUGUAAGAAGAUUACAAUGUCAUCAUGUUUAAGGCUAAGACCUUUUCCGUGUCUCAAGUGUAUAUUUUGUCCAGUUAUAACUGGAUGGUAAGACAGUAUUAAGAGUGCAAGUACCUGGCACUUGAAGUUUGUCCCAGGAAAAUGCCUGUGUAUAAUUACCUAACUUCAGAUCUGCACAUUAACUUAUUUAACAAAAUAAAUCAGCCGGGCGCAGUGGCUCAUGCCUGUAAUCCCAGCAAUUUGGGAGGCUGAGGAGGGUGGAUCACCUGAGGUCAGGAGUUCAAGACCAGCCUGGCCAACGUGGCGAAACCCCGUCUCUACUAAAAAGAUAAAAAAUUAGCCAGGUGUGGUGGUGCACACCUGCAAUCCCAGCUACUUGGGAGGCUGAGGCAGGAGAAUUGCUUGAACCCAGGAGGUGGAGGCUGCAGUAAGCCAAGAUCACACCACUGUACUCCAGCCUGGGCGACAGAGUGAGACUCCAUCUCUAAAAAAGAAAAAAAAAAAAAAAAAAAAAAAAACUAUCCAGCAAAAUUAUAAAAUCUACUUUGUUUUGCUUCCUUGAUUAGUCCAAGUUCUUACCAAAUAUUCUUAGCCUUUUAUAAGUAAAACUGUUUUACAUUUAACUCCUUAUUUCCCUUACCCCCAAGAAAAUGCAAUAUUAAAAAUGAUUAAGCUGGGGUGGUAGAGUAUACCUGUAGACCCAGCUACUUGGGAGGCUGAGAUAGGAGGAUCCCUUGAGCCCAGGAGGUGGAGACUGCAGUGAGCCGUGACUGUACCAAUGCACUCCAGCCUGGUGACAACCUGGUGUCUAAAAAAAAGAAAAUAAAAAUUAGUUACAUAUAUAAUGUUUUAUCAGCUUAUAUAUGAAAAAAUUUCCCUCAGUUUGUUAAUUAGCCCUACACUGUUUACAUGAAUUUAUUUACUGAGUAUAAAAUCAGUAGUCAUAAUAAACUUGACAAUUCUUACAUUGGUAGGAAACCAUAUUCUAAUUAAAAUUGAUUUUAUAAAAUAUUUCUGAUAAAACUUUUGUCAUGGUAAGAGAUUCACAAUUAUUAGUUCAAUCCUUUAUUAUUUCAUCCCAAUUAAUGAUUUUAGAAUAUUUAAAUUCUUGAAACAUAGCUCGUAUUUAUCUUACUUGCUGCUAUCAUUAAUCCCUUUCAAAAAGUAGUGGUGAGAGUUUCCAUCUUUUUUAUUUUGUAUCUAGAUUCUUAGCUUGCACUUUACUGUAGAACAUAUUAGUGCAAAUCACAAUAUUCCUCACAGAACUAGCUUGAAGGAUUUGACGUAAGAGCCGCUAUAUGUGAAAAACUGUAUAGUGGACAUAUGUGUAAACUGUGUAGUAAAUCUGUAAAUGAGGAAAUACUCUCAAGGGCAAUGGGAUAUUUACUGACCCGUGGAAUGUAAAGUUACAGUCUUUUCACACAACAAAGGCUUAACCUUAACCUACUCAGUUGUAGAGCCAUUUUUGUAGUCAACCUAGAAAAUGCUGGAAAUGUAUUUAAUAGUUUUUUUUUUUUGGUCAUAUCCAUUUCAGUCUUUCCUAUGCUCUUUCUCUACUGCUCAUUUAAGUUACUGUUACAAAAAGGUGCUGCUAAAUGUAGGAUGUCUUAGUCAUGUUGUACUUUGGGACAAUGCCACAUUUUUAACAUGGUCUGCUAUGCAUUCCUGUUAAACAUUCACUGUCAGCUACACUGAACUGUCUAACAAACCUGGUUUAAAGUAAUUCAUAUAAAACAAAUAAAGAGCUGGCUUCUGCACUGUUUAUUAGUAGUAGUAUUAAUUGCCAUGUUAGAAAUGAUUCAUGUAGUUGAGACUAUAUUAAAUAUUCAACACUUCACAGCUGCAGGGCAUCUUUCUUGGGGCAAUGCUAAAUACUUUAUGUUUCUUUAGUAAUCUUCCUAUUAUGUCUGAUUAAAAAAAAAGAUACCUCCAUGUAGAUAAAAUAUUUUAUUCAACGUGAGCUCUAGUAGAAUAAUCUGGGUCAGUUAUGAGUUCUGGAUCAAGUGUUUAAUUUCUGCUGUGCUGUACUUUUAACUAUUUGUACUUUGCUUCAUUAUUUAAAACAUGACACAGGGUUUUAAAGUAAAUGUACUCACUGUUGAACUUAAGUACUUCUUCUGUUUCAUAGAAAUGUUAAUAUUAAAUGUUAAAAUAUAUAUUAAUUUUCCCUCACAUUUCCCUGAUUUUUUCACCUUAUUGCAUUUUUUUCUUAUACUGCUAUGUCCCAUAAGUUUAUGUGAUUUUCCAAUUUGCUUAAGUUUUUGAAAGGAAGAAACCCACUGAAAAUUAGCUCUGUUCAAGGAAAAAUUCUGAAUAGUAUUCUUUGUCCUGUUUCCGAUAUGUAAAUACUUUUCUUCUAUUUACUGGCAUUGGUUGUAUUUUGAUAUUUGUUGGUAUUAAUCAAACAUUUACACCAGUAAAAGUUUGUUGCCAGGCUGA